AUGGAGAAAAAACUCCCUAAUGGAGUAUGGAUAGAUGGAUUAGCUGGGAGAUUAUUUCAACGGGUGGAAUAUGAGAAGAUUAAUCUGUUGUGUUACAGUUGUGGUCGAGCAGGGCAUGAGGUGAAUGAAUGUCUUGAGAAUGUAGCUCAGUGUAUUAAAGACCAAAUGUUGAGAAAACCAGUUACUGAAACAGGGGAAGUAAAACAAGUGGUGGCCGAAGCCAAAUCUUCUGUGAUUAAUUCCGAGUAUGGCCCUUGGAUACAUGUUCAAUUUAAGAACAGACAUUUUACUAAAGGAGUAACUGCUGUUAAAGCAAGGAAUGGUAUAAAUGGGGUCAGGACGGACAACAGGGGAAAUAUGAACCAAGUGAAUAUUAUGCAGAAGCAAGCACUAAGUGAGAAGGGAAAUGUUGAUGUUGUGGAGAAAUUUGUAUCAGCUCCAGAAUCUAGUUCAGAUAAAGAUAAAGUUUAUGAAGGCAUACGACCAGGUAUUUCUCUAAGUAACAAAUAUGAUGCUUUGCUUGAAGACAAUGAAGAAGAUUCUUUGGAAAAGCAUGGAAAGUAUGAUAAAACGAAGGAAUUGGCUAUGGAAAUAGAUGAUACAGGUGCUGUGAAUAAUGGCACAUCUUGCUUAAGUGGUUCUACUAAAGUUAAAGUUGCCAAAGAGCUGAAAUCUUUGGGGGCAUUAGAUCCAGAUUACAUGAAGAAGAAGAGGGAUGAAAGAGGGGAUAGGAAGAAAGAGGCCGCUCUGUAUUUGAAAGAGGUUGUUAGAGAUCAAGACGUUUUCUUUAUUGGGCUGAUGGAGACCAAGAUGACAAGCAUCGAUAAAAAGGAUGUUGAUGGCCUUAUUGGGAAGGACUGGAGUGGGGAUCUCCUUAUCCCUAACUUGAGAUUGUGGAAGGUUGUCACUGUAUAUGGAAGCAGAUGUUGUAAGGAGAGGGAGAACCUUUGGAUCCAGCUUGGAAGUUGUAUGGAGAAUUCUACUCCUUCUAUUAUUGGUGGGGAUUUCAAUUGUGUUUUGAACAAAGAAGAGAAGAGAGGUGGUAAGAGGUUCCUUUUUUCUAAAGGACCUAGAGAUAUGAAAUGUUUUAUGACGAAUUUUGAUUUCCAUUAUGUGGGUAACAUUGGACCAAGGUUUACUUGGUGCAAUAACAAAGAAGGAGCCUCCCAGAUUUGGGAAAGGCUGGAUAGGUGUAUUUUGAACUCGGCUACACUUCAGAAGAUUCCUAUAGUCGUUACUAGACAUCUAGCUAGAGUGGAUUCGGAUCAUAGUCCUAUUGCCUUCAAGAUUGAUGAAAAGGUGUGUAUCAAAUCAAAAACCAUCAAAUUUGAGGAUACUUGGAGAUCUUAUCCAGUUGCUAAAAGUAUUGUGUACCAUUCUUGGAAGAAAAAGGACUUUGGAGAUGAAGGUAUGAUUUUACUAAGGAAGAUUAGUAGAACUUUAAAAGAACUAUUUUUUUGGAGUAAAAAUAAGUGCAAAGAUUUGAACAAGCUGAAGGAAGAACUGAAAAAGGAGAUUUUGGAUCUCCAAAACAAAGAAGCCGUGGGAAUUGAUGUGUCAGUUGAUGAUCUUCUUUUACUCAGAAGCAAAAUCCAUGAACUUAAUGUGACCUUGAGAAGAUUGUCCACUUGGUGGAAUCAAAGGGCAAAAGCAAGAUGGCAUGAAGAAGGAGACGUUAACUCAAAAUUGUUUCAUAAUUUUGCUAUGGCUAGAAGAAAUGGCAAUAGAUGA
Dendrobium catenatum is the source of this 1731-nucleotide messenger RNA. RefSeq lists its product as uncharacterized. The transcript is spliced from 3 exons. The coding region runs from base 1 to 1731 and encodes 576 amino acids. Gene Ontology annotation, molecular function: zinc ion binding; nucleic acid binding. Lineage: Eukaryota; Viridiplantae; Streptophyta; Magnoliopsida; Asparagales; Orchidaceae. The record is from RefSeq and is a predicted model, not a curated record.